This is a messenger RNA of Symphalangus syndactylus (siamang), 1136 nucleotides long. Its product is annotated as C-C motif chemokine 4. Gene Ontology annotation, cellular component: extracellular region. NCBI's taxonomy places the organism in Eukaryota, Metazoa, Chordata, Mammalia, Primates, Hylobatidae. The record is from RefSeq and is a predicted model, not a curated record. Gene Ontology annotation, molecular function: CCR chemokine receptor binding; chemokine activity. Gene Ontology annotation, biological process: inflammatory response; eosinophil chemotaxis; positive regulation of GTPase activity.
AGCCACAUGUGGCAGGUGUGAACAUUUCAUCUUUUCCUGUGGGGUUUGCAACUCUCUCCCCAGUCUCGGUCACUGCCUUUGGUUGUGCCACUUCCCUUUUCUUCUCGCCUGCACCUCCCUCAUCUUUCCUCUAUGAUGACCGCCCUGGGGAAGAGAAGCUGAGAGGAACUCCUCACUCAGCUAGCUUCAGGGGCCAUGACAUCAUCUCUACCAUGGAAAUUCCACUCACUUCCCUGAGCCCCCACAUUCGUCCUAGGCCUCACAGUCCCUAUAAAGAGAGAUUCCCAACUCAGUAGCAGCACGGGACACAGCUGGGUUCUGAAGCUUCUGAGUUCUGCAGCCUCACCUCUGAGAAAACCUCUUUUCCACCAACACCAUGAAGCUCUGUGUGACUGUCCUGUCUCUCCUCGUGCUAGUAGCUGCCUUCUGCUCUCCAGCGCUCUCAGCACCAAUGGGCUCAGACCCUCCCACCGCCUGCUGCUUUUCUUACACCGUGAGGAAGCUGCCUCGCAACUUUGUGGUCGAUUACUACGAGACCAGCAGCCUCUGCUCCCAGCCAGCUGUGGUUGGGUGGAAGUUACAGGGAGUCUGCUUCCAGUGCUGCUCCAGGAAGGAUCCCAUCCACCAGAGCUGCCCCACAUGGACCACGGUCAGGCAGAGGAAGAUGCCGACCACAGGCAAGGGAUAAAGCCAGAUGACCUCAAAGGUCCCAUGGGAUUCUAAUCUAUCUGCUCCUUUUUCUACAGAUUCCAAACCAAAAGAGGCAAGCAAGUGUGCGCUGACCCCAGUGAGACGUGGGUCCAGGAGUAUGUGAAUGACCUGGAACUGAACUGAGCCGCUCAGAGGCAGGAAGUCUUCAGGGAAGGUCACCUGAGCCUGGACGCUUCUCCAUGAGACACAUCUCCUCCAUACUCAGGACUCCUCUCCACAGUUCCUGUCCCUUCUCUUAAUUUAAUCUUUUUUAUGUGCCGUGUUAUUGUAUUAGGUGUUAUUUCCAUUAUUUAUAUUACUUUAGCCAAAGGAUAAUUGUCCCCUAAGGGGAUGGUCCACUGUCACUGUUUCUCUGCUGUUACAAAUACAUGGAUAACACAUUUGAUUCCAUGUGUUUUCAUAAUAAAACCUUAAAAUAAAAUGCA